Porites evermanni is the source of this 1612-nucleotide messenger RNA. NCBI's taxonomy places the organism in Eukaryota, Metazoa, Cnidaria, Anthozoa, Scleractinia, Poritidae. The record is from the annotation of a GenBank genome assembly.
AGGUUAUUCACCGAUUCGCCAGAGCUACUGCAGCUGUUUUCAUUUAGAGACAUCGAAUUAUCUGAAGACGUCUUAAGAAGCGAUGCGCGCUUCAAGAAGCAAUCACUGGUAACUAUGCAACAUGUUGAUUUGGCCGUGACCUCACUCAACGAUCUGGGCUCCGUCGUUCCUGCUCUUAAGGAUCUGGGAGCGAGGCAUAGCAUGUACAAAGUUGAAGAACACCACUAUGGGGUAUGAUUGAUUUGAAUUUGAUUAUAACUUCAGUAAAAGUUUUGACCCGGCCUCUUUAGCAUUUCGCCCCGGGGGUUCUUCCUUGUGCCUCCCCGAAGGGUAGGGUUUUGCGCCGUUUUGGCGUGACAACGGGUAUAGACUUUGCCCAAUUUGGCAUGGAAUUGAGGCAACUACGGGACUGUAUGAAGGUAUGAACGUUUCUAUUCCAAACGAAUAAGAAGGAAAGACAAAUAUGCGAAUUCGUAAUGGAUUUUAAGAAAUCUUUUUUUUGCUGUUCUAAUCUAAGUAAUUAUUAUGACACAAUUUCUUUGCAGCCAGGUCUAUAAACGGGGGUGAAAAGUGACAUUGUUUGGUCUGAAAUAGGGUCAGGAAUUGGAGAGCCAGGCGGCACACCCCCAACGAGAAUUCCAGGGAAUACUCCCCCAGGAAUUUCGCCUCUAGUUCCUCCUCUCAAGACUGACAACACUAGUAGAAUAAAGCUCAGAAAAUUUCAUACAAACAGCAAUUGUCCAAAAACCCUAUUGUAUGGACCUGUCAUAAGACACAGAAGUGCGAUAUUUCGACUUGCAACAGGAGCCAUAACCCGAAGCGAGCAACUCCCAUACUAGGCCUUUGUCAUAGUGUUUUUACGGACCAGUUUAUUUUUAGACAUUUUUUAGGGCAUUAUAAGAUAUCAAAAAGGAAAACUUAAGGUUUUUAAAAGGCAAAAAUUAUCAUUUUUAGGCUUGUAGGUUUUGCUGACUGGUUUGUGGAAUUUAAAAGAUAUUCAAAUUCAAGCCUAACCGUUCUAAAAAUAGACAUGGAAGUUGCUAGCUCCGGGUUAUGGGCUCCUUCUUGCAAAUACUACUUUCUAUCAGGUCCAGACAGCAGCAGAGAUACGCCACUAGAAAUUACUACCCCUUAAGUUACGGCUCCAAAUAACACAGAGGGCUCAAUCUUUGGUGUCAGUAAAAAAAAUCCUCUGUUUGGGCCUUAAUUUAUUUUGUUUUAUUAUGUUUCUUUGUUGUUGUUGUUAUUGUUUUCAUCUUACUAAAACAUUAACAUUUAUUGAAACAAAAGAUGAAUUGACCCCGACCCCAAGUAUACGUUUUUGACAUUCCUUCAGUUUCGAAAUGUUUUUCGGUAGCCUAUUUACCUCUACCACCAGUUCCGCAGAAAACCAACCACAGUUCAUGGAAAGUGUUAGCCGAAGACCUUACUUGCAUUAUUGUAUUCUUUAUGCUUUUUUUUCCAGCCGGUAGGAGCUGCCUUACUGAGCACGCUCGAAAAGGGCCUGGGAGAGAACUUCACAUCGGAAGCGAGAGAGGCCUGGACUACAGUGUAUGGAGUGGUGUCAGACACAAUGAAAGAAGGAGCAAAAGAAAUCCGAGAUGUUCAAUGA